Molecule: messenger RNA, 1876 nt
Organism: Papaver somniferum (opium poppy)
Lineage: Eukaryota; Viridiplantae; Streptophyta; Magnoliopsida; Ranunculales; Papaveraceae
Product: cytochrome P450 710A11-like
Exons: 1
Coding region: 131-1630 (499 amino acids)
Biological process (GO): sterol metabolic process
Molecular function (GO): iron ion binding; heme binding; monooxygenase activity
Source: RefSeq, a predicted model, not a curated record
AGUAUGCACUUUCAACGAUUUCAUUUGAUCACUAGAUUCUUGGAUUCUCCUUCUCUCAGAUAUUAUAGUUUUAUUCAGUUUAUUGAUUUUUGAAAACCUGUAUUUCCAAUUUAAUUUUACAUAGAGAAAAAUGGAGUCAAUAUCUAUAUGGAGUAUAUUGGUAUCAUUCAUACCAUACUUGCUAUGUAUCGUAUCUUUCUUCAUAUUCAUAGAACAGAUCUCAUAUAUAAAGAAGAAGAAAUCAUCACCAGGUCCAAUACUAAUCUUACCUUUCUUAGGUAAUGUAAUUCAACUUAUUAGAAACCCAACACAAUUCUGGGAAGACGCGGCUAAAGCAGCAAAAGAAUCGAAUAUGGGUUUCUCAACAAAUUAUAUUAUGGGUCACUUCAUCAUUUUCAUUCAAAACUCUGAGCUUUCUCAUAAAGUCUUUUCCAAUGUUCGUCCUGAUGCAUUUCAUUUCGUUGGUCAUCCUUUUGGGAAAAAAUUGUUUGGUGAACACAAUCUAAUUUACUUGUCAGGUCAAGAACAUAAAGAUCUUCGCGGACGAAUUGCUCCAAAUUUUACUCCUAACGCUUUAUCUAUUUAUCUAUCUCUACAACAAAAUAUAAUACUUCAGCAUUUGACAAAAUGGGUAAAUUUAUCAAUCCAAAAUGGUAAUAAACCAUUAGCGUUGCGGUUUCUAUGUCGCGACAUGAAUCUUGAUACUUCUCAAUCCGUAUUUGUUGGUCCUUAUUUGAACGAGAAAUCUCGUGAGGAAUUCAACGUAGAUUAUAAUCUGUUCAAUGAGGGAACAUUAACAUUACCAAUAGACUUACCUGGGUUUGGAUUCCAAAAAGCUCGGCUUGCAGUUACUCGGUUAGUGGAGACACUUACUAAUUGUGUGAAACAGAGUAAAACGAAAUUACAAUCAGGGAAAGAACCAGUUUGCUUGAUCGAUUUUUGGAUGCAGCAAGUCUUAAGAGAAAUUCAAGAAAAUGGGUCUGAUUCAAAUGGAGUGCCACAUUCAAGCGAUGUCGAAAUUGGUGGACAUCUAUUCGAUUUCCUUUAUGCAGCUCAAGAUGCUUCAACUUCAUCACUACUAUGGGCAGUGAUAUUAUUAGAGAAAAACCCAGAAAUUUUAUCGAAAGUUCGCCAAGAAGUGAGCCGAAUAUGGUCCGCGGAGUCUGGCAAACUAAUAACGGCUGAAAACUUGAGAGAAAUGAAAUAUACUGAAGCAGUAGCUAGAGAGGUAAUCCGAUACAGAGCUCCAGCACCAUUAGUACCUCAUAUUGCUGGAGAAGAUUUUCAAUUGACAGAAUCUUACACAAUUCCUAAAGGCACCAUGGUAUUUCCUUCAGUUUUUGAAUCAUCGUUUCAAGGUUUUACUGAACCGGAACUCUUCGAUCCAGACCGGUUUUCUGAAAAUCGCCAAGAAGAUCAAAUCUAUAAGAGAAAUUUCUUGGUGUUCGGUGCUGGCCCUCAUCAAUGUGUUGGACAAAGAUACGCCGUUAAUCAGUUGGUUUUGUUCAUUGCAGUAUUCACAUCAUUACUAGAUUUUAAGAGAUAUAGAACAGAGGGAUGCGAUGAUCUUGUUUACGUACCUACAAUUUGUCCUAAAGAUGAUUGUUUGGUGUAUUUGUCCAAACGUUGAGCAAAUUAUCGGUCCUUCGCACCGCCCCGACUGUUGGGUCCGUCGCGACAGUUACUCAUGUGUGAGAUAGAUGUCUGCUAUAAGAACUUACGUGUGUGGUGUGUGCGUUAUGUGUAGUUAGCAUGAAUAAUGUUUGAGAUGUCUGUCUGUCAUCACGUGUUCGUUUCACAUGUUUGGGGAACGUAUAUGUAGUAAUGUUCUAUCUGUAUUAAUUUCAUUACGAAUAAUAUAUUCUAAGAAUUUAAA